UGGCGGGCGGGUAGUCGUCGUCGUCGUCGUGUUCUUCAUUGCGCGGGAAAACGAACUCGUCCGAGAAGAAUCGAUAAUUUGAAGUGGAUCUGGCAUUCGAAUGUCGGUGCGAACGUCACGUACGCAUUCGUGAAUCGCUCGCACGCACGCACGGAAUGCUGCACGCCAGCGCACGAAGGCUGUAAAGGAGGAGGACUGUAGGAUAAUACACGACGGAGGCAGAGGCCAAUGGAGGAGCUUUGAAGACAAACCCUUCGAAGGAAGUUCGGUGUAGACGUGAAUGCCCAGGGAAGAGAGAGAGAGAGUGGGGACGAGAUUGAGGGAGAGAGAAAGAUUGAGAGAGAGAGAGACAGUGAGAGACAGAUAAAGAUAAAGCGAGAGAGAGAGAGGGAGUGAGAGAUUACGACAGCCAGAAUUCCCUUUUCCGUCAGGAGAUUACAACAUCUCCAACAGCAUCGUCUCCACCUUCUCCACCACCUCUGGCUGAUGCUGGGGGAUAGGCGCCUUGUAUAGGCCUAUAGAUGGACGUGAAAGUGAAGUGAUUAGUAAUUAAAUAAUUAAAUAGAUAAAUAUCUCUCGCAGUGACUUCCAUUAGACCGACGGAGGAGGAGACGGGACGUAAAGUACGACUUCCCCCAGUGCCUUUAUAUCGCAUCGAAGAACGACCCCUUCCCCUUCUGUUAUUUAGUCCAUUCCCCCUUCCACUUCCUCCCAUUCCUCUCCGCUUUCCCUCGCUCGAAUCGCCUGAAAUAAGACCCCCUACAGAGGAGGAGCCCGAGGAAGACCACCACCACCAUCAUCAUCAUCACCCGUCGAGUUGGAAAUUUGAAUUUUUAAAAAGUAAAAAAACAGUCUCAUUCCUUCUUCCCCCUUCCUCUUCUUCCCCUCAUCUUAUAGUCGCAUUCCCCCCUACCUCUCACUCUCACGCUCUCUCUCUCUCCCCGCUGAAUUGACUAAGAGGCGGAUGAAUUAUGCAUUGGUUGCUAUGGGUAACGCCACCCAGUCGACAUUUUUGAUUUCGGCGUCUCAGUUAUAACCGGAUGUGGCCGCUGGAGCCCUUCGUCGAAGGCGCCCUUGGUUCGGCCUCCGAUUCCUCCUCCUAUUCCUCCUCCAACUCCAAUUCCAACUCCUCCUGUUGCUGCGGAUUCCCGCCCGUCUUUUUCCGCCUCCAUAGGCCUAGGUCGCCGUCGGCCCCUAGGGGCACGUAGGCCUAAAGGAAUACUGAAAAAGGUCGACCUGGAGGGCCUUAUGCCAGCAGUGCGAGUGAUCAGUGACCGUGUUUUGAUAUUCCAGUGAAUAUUUACGUAAUUACGUCGAUAGGCCUACGUUUUAAAGUCAUUCCAGUGUCUAUAGGCCUAUAUAUUGAAGUCUCCUGUAUCCAUAGGCCUGUGUUAAAGUCAUUCCUGUAUUUAUAUAGGCCUAUAUAUUGAAGUUCUGUAUAUUUAGGCCUACGUUUCCAGCCCCCAAGGUGCAUCUGUAGGCCUAAAGGAAAACGGACCGGGAAAGUGGGCCUUAUGCCAGCAGCAGCCUCAGGUUGUCCUCUACAGUAGGCCUACGUGUGAGCAGCGGCGAUUUCCAGCGAAGAAUUGUUUUCGUAUCUACAGGCCUAGGGCACCGUCCUCCAAAGGCACGUAUAGGCCUACAGGGAAAUACUAAAAAAAAAAUAGAAAACCGGGGCCUUAUGCCAGGCCUGUCCAGUGCGCGCGUGGCGAUCCCCCUCCUCCAUGUUUGCGUCGGGAUUGGCAGUGUUUUUUCGUGUGAUUAGCCUAGGCCUCCUACGAUCCCUCGGGAAGGAAGUGCUAGGCCUAUAACUGAAAGGCUACUCUAGGCCUGUGUAGGAGCUGCCGCUGCUUGGGUUCACGGGCUGCUCGGGGCCCCGAGAAGGCGACGUAUAUGUCUUGCCAGCUGGAUGGAUGACCACCAUGGUGAAGCCGGGCAGCUCCAAGCGCAAACUUUUCAGUGCCAGCAAAGAACAGAAGGAAAAUGAACCAGGCGUUGGUGUAACCAAACCGUCUUCCAAUUUUGCAGCCAAUGAGAAACUAGGGAAGGACGCUCCUGUUGGACCCCAGGGCUUAAAGAACCUCAGCAAUAUUGGCGGGCAAAGAAAGAAUAACGCUGGUAGUGGGGGUUGCGGGAGUGGGGGCAGAGCAGUGGGGUGGAAGGCUGAAGAUGUAGCCGUGACACACCUUACUCCCAGCCGGCCAGUCAUGCCCAUGUCGGAAAGGCAACAGAUUGCGCUCUUGAUGCAGAUAUCCUCACCUUCUCCACCAGACAAAGUAGAACUGAGCAGGUCUAGCAGUCCACGAACUCCCACAACUCCAAGUAUAAGUCGGGGCGUGAAUAAACGUAACGAACGCGGUGAAACUCCUUUACUUGUUGCUGCGAUUAAAGGAGACACAGAAAGAAUAUCACAACUAAUUGCUCAAGGUGCCGAUGUAAAUGCAACAGAUUAUGCAGGUUGGAGUGCAUUGCAUGAGGCGUGUAAUAGAGGCUUUUAUGGAGUAUCUAAAUUGUUGAUAGAAGCUGGGGCAGACGUUAAUGCAAAGGGACUAGACAACGAUACUCCGCUUCAUGAUGCUUGUAUCAAUAAUCAUUUCAAGCUGGUCCGAUUGUUGUUAAGAUGUGGUGCCGGUGUUGAUGUGGUGAAUCGUCGAGGAAAGACGCCACGUGACGUGUGUCGCUCUCCUGGUAUCAUCACCCUAAUUGAAGCUGCAGCCAGUGGGAACCUCCAGGAUUUGGGCUCUUCCUCUGGAGACGAAACCCCACAGCUACAGGAAGGUGGCAGUUGCUCAACUAUGUCUAGGCGGACUCCUCCUGCCAAUAAAUCUUCAGAGGAAAAGCCUGGAGGGGGACCUGGGUCUCCAAGAGUCACCUUGCGUCUUCCGAAUAACGUCUCGCGCACACCUGAUAAACCAAGAUUGCAGGAUUCAAAAAAUAUAAUGGAAAAUAGUGAAGAUGUUUAUGAGUUCAAAUGCAAAGAUGAAAAUAGGGUCGAGGAAGAAGAGGAAGACAAGAAUGCAAAUACUGCUCGACCAGAUGGCGCGCCGGCGGAGGAAAAAUCUGAAAAACGGACGAGGGAGCCCGAGGGGGAAGAAGAUGAAGAGGCUAGAAAAAAGAGAAGAUUAGAGAAUAAAGAGGCUCCUAAGGGUGCUGGCAGAGGUGCGGGUAGACCAGCAGGGACUGUAGAGAAGACUGUUAAAACAGCUGGCCGGGGGAAUAACAACAAUAAUUCAACUGUGGCUAAGCCUUCCUCCUCCACAGGAGGGAGUGGAACUGGUGUGACUGGUGGUGGAAGUACUGCUAGUGGAGGGGGUGGGGUUAGUGGUGGAGGUGGAGGAGGAGGAGCAGGAGGAGGGGGAGCAACCACAGGGUCUGGAACAGGAUCGGGAGGAGUGGGAGGGUCCACUUCAUCAUCGUCGACGUCUUCGGGCUCUGGUUCGGCGGGUAACACGGGAGUCAUUACCACCACAGAAAGAAAGAGUCCGAUGGGCUCUGCUGCCAACAGUCCAAAGCCAGGUAGCACCAAAGGAGGGGACAGCAGUGAAGAUGACGAGAUAAAAAGUGAAUCGAGCACCGGUGCAGGCCCUAAGGUACCACCUCUGAAGAUUGUCUUGGGUGGAGGGAACGAACAAGAAGCCAGCGCAAGAAAUGGGAAAAGCGUCGCUAACCGCCAGUUGCCGUACGUUGUGAACUCGAGCUCCGGGGAGGAAAAAGAAGUACCUGCAGAAGGGAAGGAGGCUGUGCCAACUGUGAAGGUGAAUCCUGAUAUGGAAGACCAAGGGAACUCAAACAGUAGUUCUGGUAGUGAAAAGGGGAGCGGCACCAGAAUUACCAGAUCGCAACGAGGAGGGAAUAGCAGCUCGGCAGAAGAGAACACAACAGAUGUGGAUACCCCAGUGACUUCGACUACAAUAAAGACGGAAAUAAAGGUGGAAGAGCCUACAGUAUCUUUUGCCUCGCCUGACGAUGCAGUCCAUCCCCGGAAGAGGAAACUAGUAAACAAGAUAAUAAAAGACUCGGAUGCGGAGCCUCCCAUGGUGUCAUUAGUGGAUCAGCCAAUCAGCAACUGUUAUGAAACAUUUUUGAAAAUUAGGAAGCAGAUUGAACGUCGCCGAGAAAAUCUUCGACCUGUGCAACCCAAGCCACCUCAGGGAUUUAAAGACUAUCUGAUGAAUCGCUGUUCCUACGUUCUAGCAGGCAAUGCGACAUCCAGGCUCUCGGUACCCGUAAUAUCACCUCCAGCGUCUCUAACGCAAGCUUUAAAAGACUUAUUUAAUGACCAGGAAAAAGACCGAUAUCGCUUAAGAUUACAGCAUCUUAUUGAAAAAGAGAAAUUAGUUUUGAGUGUAGAACAAGAAAUACUGCGUGUCCAUGGCAGAGCUGCACGAGCAUUAGCAAAUCAAGCUUUGCCAUUUUCUGUUUGUACAUUUUUAAAGGAUGAAGAGGUUUAUAAUAUUACUGCUCCUGAACAAGAGAAAGAUGGAAAUGCUCGUUCUAGGUAUAAUGGCAGACUCUUCCUCUCGUGGCUGCAAGAUGUGGAUGAUAAAUGGGACAAAAUUAAGGAAUCUAUGGUGCUACGUCAUCAUAACGAAGCAGAGUCACUCCAUGCGGUCCAGCGAAUGGAUUGGGAAUGGAAGCUGAAAGAGUUGGGCGAAUGUGACGCAAACUCUAGACCACACAUAGAUGAACUGCAUGUCCCCAUGGUGCACGUUUCUGAAGAUUUUGAUCUUUUGCCAGCUUGAAGGAAUCAUUUCACAAUUAUUGAUUGUUCAACAACAGGAGCUUGUUUUCUGUGCUCAGUUAGUGGUUAAUGUUCAUUUGUAUUGGAAAGUUGGUGUAGAAUAUUUUGGCUGUGAUAAUGUAUAUUACUAAAGGUGUGAAGUCCAGAUUUAGUCAAACUAAAUUGCAAAAGCAAAGCUAAAAACUAAAAAAAAAAAAAAUCUGAUACUCUGCUGUCUUUUCUGUGAUAUAUUAGACAUAAUAUUAUGGCUUAUAAUGUUUAGUGCUGUAUGUAAUGAAACUUAAAAAAAAAAUAUAAAUAUAUGUGCAUAUAAAAAAAAAAAUCAC
Messenger RNA from Macrobrachium nipponense, 5067 nucleotides. RefSeq names its product ankyrin repeat domain-containing protein 11-like. Lineage: Eukaryota; Metazoa; Arthropoda; Malacostraca; Decapoda; Palaemonidae. Gene Ontology annotation, cellular component: nucleoplasm. Bases 1914 to 4742 code for a protein of 942 amino acids. The record is from RefSeq and is a predicted model, not a curated record. The transcript has 15 exons. Gene Ontology annotation, molecular function: protein binding.